Molecule: messenger RNA, 1113 nt
Organism: Ambispora leptoticha
Lineage: Eukaryota; Fungi; Glomeromycota; Glomeromycetes; Archaeosporales; Ambisporaceae
Source: the annotation of a GenBank genome assembly
AUGUCUAUUGCCUCUCAACAUAACACUUUGGAAAUUUUAGCUCUUUCACCGGAAGAAUACAGGAAAAGAAAAGUUGCAUUAAUAACAGGUAUAACUGGACAGGAUGGUUCAUAUCUCACAGAAUUUCUUUUAGAUAAAGGAUAUUCUGUUCAUGGCAUUAUUCGCAGAUCUUCUUCUUUUAAUACUGGAAGACUCGAACAUUUGUAUAAAGAUCAGCACGAACGACCCAAAAUGCUUCUUCAUUAUGGCGAUUUAACGGAUUCUACGAAUUUGGUACACGUUAUUUCCCAAGUUUUGCCAACUGAAAUUUAUAAUUUAGGAGCCCAAUCCCACGUGAAGGUCUCAUUCGAUAUGGCUGAAUAUACUGGUGAUGUAGAUGGUUUAGGUACUUUGCGUUUACUGGAUGCCAUUCGUACUUGUGGACUCACUAAGCACAUUAGAUUCUAUCAAGCUUCUACUUCAGAACUUUAUGGUAAAGUAGUAGAAACACCUCAAUCGGAGACCACUCCUUUCUACCCACGAUCACCUUACGGUGUCGCGAAGCUUUAUGCUUACUGGAUUGUUGUAAAUUAUCGUGAAGCGUAUGACAUGUAUGCUUGUAAUGGCGUUCUCUUUAACCAUGAAUCUCCCAGACGUGGUCGUACAUUUGUAACACGAAAAAUUUCACGCGCUGUAGCUGACAUCCAUCUUAAUAAACAAGAAUGCCUUUGGCUUGGUAACAUUGAUUCUAAACGUGAUUGGGGUCAUGCUAGAGAUUAUAUAGAGGGAAUGUGGUUGAUGCUUCAACAAGACACGCCAGAUGAUUAUGUUUUAGCAACCGGAGAAACUCAUUCUGUACGCGAAUUCGUCGAAAAGGCCUUUGCUGUAGUAAAUAUCACCAUUGUAUGGGAAGGCGAAGGUGAAAAUAUUGUUGGCCGCGACGCGGCAACGGGUAAAGUUCGUGUUCAUGUUGAUCCAAAAUAUUUUCGUCCAACUGAAGUGGAUUUGUUGCUUGGCAAUCCUACUAAAGCGCAAAAAAUUUUGGGAUGGAAACGAAAGGUUGAUUUUGAUUCGUUAGUAAGAGAGAUGGUGUUGGCGGAUAUUGAAGGCUCAAAAUUAAAUCACGACAAUUAG